AUGGCUUUCUCUGUACAGCCUCACGAGGGACAUCUCCUCAGGAUCUUCCUUGUGUUGGUUUCGUUUCUACUUACUCCAGUGAGCCCUGCUGCUGUCGAGUCCAAUAUCAGAGUCUUCUCCAUUGAGGAACCGGACAGUCCCCGAGAAGUCUCGCCAUCUUUUAUGGAAUUUCCAUCACAACACCAAGAGCGAGAUGGAUCAUGCCCCAUAUCUGGAGAUCAUUGGUGUGGUAACGAACUGCCCGGGGACUUCUGUUGUUCUUCCGAUUCCGUUUGCAAGGUCCUUGCUGCAAACACAACCACUCUAUGCUGCCCAAAGAAUUCGAAAGGAGAAUGCGAGGUCAUCUUGCCUAUAACCUGCCAAAUCGAAAGGCAAAAUCCUUUGACAAACCCAUCAGCGGAGGUCAAGUCAUUAGCACUUAAUCAAGAACUAAAACGAUGCGGAACCAAAAGCGGGAGCAAGAGAUGCUGUCCCUUUGGAUAUAGUUGCAGAGGCGACAAGGAGUGCGUCCUUGACAAAGACCAGGACGAGAGUUACGCCUUCCUUCUACCUGUACCCAAGUAUUCAACAUCAUCUCCAGUAACAUCAUCUCCGGCAGCAACAUCCACGGCUGCAUCCUCAGUCACAUCUGAUAUUCUUGCAGUUGAAACAUCAGAAGCCCCCGAUAGGAUCGCGCAACCACCAGUAGCUAGUGCCACAGACCCCAGCAACGAGUCAGCUACCCCAGACGAUGAAGAAGAAGAGGAGAAGAAGAGUGGUGGCAUUGGUCCAACAGGGAUAGUGACUGCGAGCACUGUUGCUGGCGUCUGCUGCCUUGCAGGAAUAGGAAUAUUUGUAUGGAUGAAGUGGUUCCGGAAGAAGAGAACCGACGACACUCCCAACAUGUCACUUGCGCGAGAGUCAUGGGGCUAUUUCUCCCACAGAAGCUCUCCAUCAACUCGCCAUCUUCAUCUCGCUCGUGGUCCUGAUGACAAGUUCAUCGUCACGCCUACCACAGCUGGGUUCACACCCUCUUUCCCACCACUUGACCCGAUAGUGGAAGAGAAUAACAGCCCUGUAGAGCUUCCUGCCACUCCAGUGUCGCUCUGCAUGUGGUCCGGUAUCGAGGAUGCAUCUGUGGAGGAGCCAAAGUUGGCAUAUGUUGUCCCAGCAGCAAAACAACAGACUUGA
This is a messenger RNA of Fusarium coffeatum, 1170 nucleotides long. RefSeq lists its product as uncharacterized. Lineage: Eukaryota; Fungi; Ascomycota; Sordariomycetes; Hypocreales; Nectriaceae. Bases 1 to 1170 code for a protein of 389 amino acids. The record is from RefSeq and is a predicted model, not a curated record. The transcript has a single exon.